UUAAUGCCUUAUUAUGCCCUUAUCCCGUCUUGUUUUGUACGUUUCUGAAUUCUUCCUCCUCUAUUCGACAUCUGUCCUUCCAUACGUGUAGACAAUUUGAAAUCUACACCAUAGCAUUGCCCUAGAAAAAACAUGUACAUAAAAAGCCUCAAUCAGGCAUGAGGCAUGAGCAUGAAGAAUAAGUAGAGCCUAUUAUUACCAUCUCUAGCUAGGAUCAUGGUAAUGUCUGCGCUACUGAAGUUCCUCUUCCCACCGCCGCCGUCUCUGGUGGUUUCAGCCUUGUCGGUGGUGAGCCUGGUGUCGCUGACGAACACGGGGUUCUCGGAAAUGAGAGGGAAGCAUCUGAACUAUUCCAAAUUCUGGAAUGCCACCACCGGCGACUCUUCUAAACAGAUCAAGCUGUCAAGCAGAGCCGGGAUGCUGAUGCUCUACACUCCCGCUUUUCUUGCCGGCGUCGUUUCGUUCUUCAUCUUCCCUAACGAGGGGAUCAGAUCUACCCUCCUCCAAUCUGCUGUAACCCUCCAUUUCCUCAAGAGAGACUUAGAGGUGUUGUUUGUCCACAAAUAUAGUGGCUACAUGUAUCUUGAUUCUGCAAUCCCCAUCACUCUGAGUUAUUUUAUAUCAGCUGCAACUAUGACCUAUAGUCAGCACCUAACGGUAACAGAGGGGCUUCCACAGCCACAAAUUGAUCUCAUGUACCCUGGGGUUGCGGUGUUUCUCAUUGGUAUCGUUGGAAACUUCUACCACCAUUACCUCCUUUCGAAACUGCGAGGGGAGGGCGAAAAGGAGUACAAGAUUCCAAAGGGUGGCUUGUUUGGGCUUGUGAUAUGCCCACAUUACCUCUUUGAGAUUACUGUGUUCUAUGGGAUUUCAAUGAUUUCUCAGACUGUGUAUUCAUUGUGUUUUGCCAUAGGCACCACUUUCUAUUUGGUGGGCAGGAGCUAUGCAACGAGGAAAUGGUAUCUCUCUAAGUUUGAAGAUUUCCCUAAAAAUGUUAAGGCUGUUAUCCCAUUUAUCUUCUAAAUGUUGCUAGGAACAGUUAAUUCAUAAAUGAAUUGCAGGUGUUAUGUUGGGUACAUUUAAGUUACACUCUCUUCUUGGCUUCCUUUUGGUAUUCAGCACAUGGCCUGUUCAAGGGUGUAUUGUUAAUUAGACAUUCAAGGGAAUUGACAUGUUUUGUAUUAGGUCUUAGUCAUAUAUUUUGUAUGUAAGUGAGGAUGGCUCAUCCUCUUUUGUACAUUAUUUCCCUUAGUAAAAAUGCUUCUUUUUCUAUUUGAAAAAAUAUA
Molecule: messenger RNA, 1286 nt
Organism: Arachis duranensis
Lineage: Eukaryota; Viridiplantae; Streptophyta; Magnoliopsida; Fabales; Fabaceae
Exons: 2
Coding region: 217-1023 (268 amino acids)
Biological process (GO): lipid metabolic process
Molecular function (GO): oxidoreductase activity, acting on the CH-CH group of donors
Source: RefSeq, a predicted model, not a curated record